AUGUCAUCAUCAUUCGCUUGGCUAAAGCAACUACUUGGCAUCGAUAGCCAAGACAUGAAUGAUGCCGGCACGAGAAUGGUGUACGCGAAUGACCCUGUGAGGAAUGAUCGUUAUCCAAAGAACGCGAUAAGCAAUACAAAGUACACUGUUAUCAGCUUCAUACCAAAGAACUUGCUGGAGCAGUUUGGUCGCGCGAUGAACAUCUACUUCUUGAUGAUUGGUGUGCUACAGCUGUUCCCCUCGAUCACGCCCGUCGACCCCAUCUCAACAUGGGGCGCACUUAUAUUUAUCUUUGCAGUGUCGGCCGUCAAGGAAGCCUACGAUGAUCUUAACCGUCGACGUCGUGACUACACGGCCAACAAGCGAUUGUAUCAAGUGGUGCGCGAUGGUGUCAAGCGACAGGUGUGCAGCGAGGAUAUAUCAGUGGGCGACAUCAUAUGGCUGCCUUGUGACGCGGAGAUCCCCGUCGACAUGGUUCUCCUGGCCACAUCCGAUCCCGACGGCAGCUGCUACGUGCAGACUGCCAACCUAGACGGCGAGACAGACCUCAAGGCAAGGUCUGCGCCGUCCGACACUGCAGGCUUUAGCCUGGCGGACCUUGGCCGCUUCAAGGGCACAAUCGAAUGUCCUCGACCCAAUGCUGAGAUCUAUCGAUUCGACGCACGACUCUCAAUGAAUGGCACUGGCACCGACUGGAUCAUAUUGGACAAUGCCAACUUUGUGUUGCAGGCUACACACCUGCGCAACACAGACUACAUAUAUGGCAUUGCCGUGUACACUGGCAACGAGACCAAAGUUGGCAAGAACAAGAAGGUGCCAGCAUCAAAGUGGACCAAGUUGGAUCGAUCCAUCAACAACAUCACAAUCUUUAUCUUUUGUCUCCAACUCACAUUAGUCUUUAUCUUUGGAGCCAUUGGCGAUUCAAUCAGACGCAGUCAAGACAGUGACACAUGGUACCUCGGAUACUCAAGUGAUUACAAAGCACCAUGGUACGAGUUCGUCAUCAUUCCCCUUCGAUUCCUUUUGCUGAACUCAAUGAUGAUACCAAUAUCACUCAAGGUCACAAUCGACGUUGUCAAGUACUUCUAUGCAUUGUUUAUCGAUUGGGACUUGAGGAUGUAUCACAGGCCAACAGAGUCAUAUGCUGUGGCAAACAGUACGGCACUGAGCGAGGAUCUUGGACAGAUUGAACAUGUCUUCACAGACAAGACAGGCACACUAACAGAGAACAGGAUGUUGUUUGCAAAGUGCUCGAUUGGCAAUCAUAUCUUUGGACAGGGUGCCGGCACGGCACUUGACGACCCAGAGCUCACCCAACUUGUCCAACAUCAACAAUCCGAUGUCAUUGACUUCUUCAUGGCACUAUCACUCUGUCACUCUGUCAUACCAACCAUUGACGCUGAUGGAAACAUACAUUAUAAGGCUGCAUCACCAGAUGAGGAAGCAUUGAUCAUUGCUGCAUCGAAGCUUAACAUUAAGUUCAUUUCAAAGACGAUGUCAACAUUGGCUGUUCAGGUCAUCGAUCGAUUGUGUGACUUCCAACUGCUACACACUUUUGAGUUCAACUCUGAUCGCAAGAGAAUGAGUGUGGUCGUCAGAGAUCUCUCCUCCAAGCUGAUCAGGAUCAUCACAAAGGGUGCAGAUGAUGUUAUAUUUGCCAGAUUGGUCAAUGACAAUCAAUCAUCAUACGAAGCACCGCUGGCACACAUUGAAGAGUUUGCAUCACUUGGACUGAGGACAUUGUGCGUUGCGGAGAAGGACUUGACAGAGGGCGAGUAUCAACAGUGGUUCAAACAGUACUACCAACCUGCAAGCAUAUCAAUGGAGAACAGACAGCAACAACAGUUUGAAGCAUACAAUGUGUUGGAAAAUGGCCUGCGAUUGUUGGGCAUCACCGCAAUUGAGGACAAGCUACAGGAGGAGGUGCCAGAGACAAUCAGCUCGCUGAGGCAGGCCAACAUCAAGGUGUGGAUGCUCACAGGCGACAAGUACAGCACUGCCAUUCAAAUAGCGCACUCUUGUAACCUGAUUGAUAGAGGAUGCAAGAUAUACACAGUGGGCAAGCCGCUGCAGUUGGAUGACCCACACGAGAGUCACAAUCCAUCGACUGGUGCCAAUGCCCGCGUGACGCCAGAUGAGGUUAUGGCAUCCAUUCGAAGUAUCCACGAUGAUCUCGUGUCCAAUCAACAGCAGCCAUAUCAACAGCAUGACCAUCAUCAGCGACAACAGGAGGAUGAGCAUCCCCAAGGCCAACUCAAACAGAGAAGGCGCAAAGAUGCAACGAUUGUCAUUGAAGGACAUGUCGUGGAUAUAGCCCUGAGGCAUGCUUCACAGGAGUUGUUGGACCUAUCAUGCAUGGUGCCCUCGGUCAUUUGCUGUCGAGUCACUCCACAUCAGAAGGCAGAGGUGGUAAGAUUGGUAAAGAACACUGGCAAGAUAUGUUUGGCUGUUGGCGAUGGAGGCAAUGACGUAUCCAUGAUACAGGAGGCCAAUAUUGGUGUUGGCAUCAGUGGUCGUGAAGGACUACAAGCAUCACGUGCUGCAGACUAUAGUGUAGCGAGGUUCAAGUACUUGCGAGACUUGAUAUUUGUACAUGGAAGAUACUCAUACUUGAGAACAAGCUUCGUGGCCAACUACAGCUUCUACAAGUCAUUGUUCAUUUGCUUCAUUCAGAUACUGUAUCAGCUGUUCAGCGGGUUUGGCGGCUCGUCAUUCUUCAACACUUUCUCGCUUACGUCAUACAACAUCAUCUUUACAGGCCUACCAAUCAUGGGCUAUAUCCUGGACAAGGAUCUGCCCGAGUCAAUACUCAAACGCAACCCAUACCUGUAUAGUGUCUGUCAAGAAGGUCGUGCAUUCAGUGUGAUGACCUUUAUCGAGUGGGCAUUACGUGCAGCCUUCCAAUCGAUCCUAAUCUUCUGCAUGACAGCUGGACCAUUCGCAUUCCUUCAUGGAUCCACCAUCGACUAUGACUCAUUCUCAAUGAUCUCAUUCACAGCCGUCAUCUUCCUCCAGUCACUCACUCUAUUCCUAGCCUCACAUACCAUCACAAAGAUUAACCAUCUACUGAUAUGGGGUACGAUACCAGUCUAUAUCCUUUGCGCAUUUGCACUCAACUCCAUUCCAACAAUGACCACCUAUGCCGUGCUCACCAACUUGGUCAAGUCUGCAGACUUCUGGGGAUCAUUCUUUUUGAUAUUGGUAACAUGCAUCAUGCCAGUGGUCACAAUCAGUUAUAUGAUGCAAUUGUACAUGCCAACUAUUGUGGAAAUGAUCAAUAUUAUUAGGAAGGAGAAUAACCCUGAUUUGAAGAGACCAGUGAUGUCCAGUGUCAAUGGAUCACAACAUCCAUCACGUUUAUACAAGUUCCUGCUGAAGAAGAAUAUGAGGAAUGGACGGUUGGCUAGGAGUCUAAUUGGCGAAGGUCCAGACAACGCUGACCAAGAGUACAUAGAAUUGGUAGUCGUCGAGGAUGAUGACGAGUCACAUCAUCACAACCAUCAUAUCGUAGCCUCAUCCAGUAGCAACUCAAUAGUGGACCUGAAUGGUAUUGAUGAAGAAGAGAUUGCUGAGGGUCCAUCAUCCUCAUCAUCAUCAUCAACAUCCAUUGUCCAGUCCAACUCGGCUUCAGCCUCUUCAUCCUCAACAAGCAGGUCCAAAGGAGGAGUUGAUGAGACGUCUCCGCUUUUGAAAUAA
This is a messenger RNA of Acytostelium subglobosum LB1, 3696 nucleotides long. RefSeq lists its product as hypothetical. The transcript is spliced from 7 exons. Lineage: Eukaryota; Evosea; Eumycetozoa; Acytosteliales; Acytosteliaceae. Bases 1 to 3696 code for a protein of 1231 amino acids. Gene Ontology annotation, molecular function: magnesium ion binding; ATPase-coupled intramembrane lipid carrier activity; ATP binding. The record is from RefSeq and is a predicted model, not a curated record. Gene Ontology annotation, biological process: phospholipid translocation. Gene Ontology annotation, cellular component: plasma membrane.